Molecule: messenger RNA, 1875 nt
Organism: Bolinopsis microptera
Lineage: Eukaryota; Metazoa; Ctenophora; Tentaculata; Lobata; Bolinopsidae
Product: zinc finger protein 184-like
Exons: 5
Coding region: 18-1658 (546 amino acids)
Biological process (GO): regulation of transcription by RNA polymerase II
Cellular component (GO): nucleus
Molecular function (GO): DNA-binding transcription factor activity, RNA polymerase II-specific; protein binding
Source: RefSeq, a predicted model, not a curated record
UUCAGGAUAGGUACAAUAUGAAUUGUGACACUAGUAAUACCAGUGAGACUGAGGAAACAGUUGUCUUAUCAGGAAAAAAGAAGAGACAUCGCAGAAGAAACCUUACCAACCGAUCUAGGCGAAAAAUAGAAAAACGUAAACUACAAAAAUUCCCACAGUUCCUCAUUCCAAAUGCACUUACAACAGUGAAUAGUUUGACGAAAACCAACAUGCUUCACCGAGCUUGUGAGCAGGGGGAUGAGGAAAAGACGAGGAAUCUUAUUAAAAAUUUGACCUCGUCCCAGCUUCUGAAACGAGAUACAUCUGGUGAAACUGCUCUUCAUAUUGCCAUUAAUCAUGGUCACGUGGGAUGUGCCUUGUUGAUACUAAAUAAUCCUGCACUGGAGGUGAGUAACGAACUCAGCAGAGAGCUUUAUGUGUCUUGUGGAGCAGAUAACCUGGCUGCACUGCGAAACCCUGAGGAGUUGGAGCUAGAAGAGUCAGGUGCAGAUAACAUCGAACAGAGUGGUAUAGUAUUAACAGAGGAAGAGAUGAAUACGGAGAUGAAUACGGAGAUGAAUACGGAGAUAAAAACAGAGAUAAAAACAGAGAUAAAAACAGAAAUAAGGGAGGAUAUCUGCAAAGUAGAACAGGAGGAUUCGCUUGAAAGAUCACAUGGUUUUAUCUGUGCUGUAUGUUCUGCGCACAUCCUUUAUGAGAGCUACUUUUUAGAACACAUCAAAGAGCACCAUUCAGGUGAUCAUAAUAUUCAAACAGUGGAGAAACCCGGAAAGAAAUUGAGAUGUCCAAGAAUCAACACAUACGGGUGCACAAGAUGUUCUUAUCAUACCAACAAUAAAUAUGAUUUGAACAAACAUAACAUAAUAGUGCAUGCUGGUCUAAAGCCUUAUAAGUGUUCGCAAUGUCCCUUUGCUUGCUUCUGGAAAAUAAAUAUUACCAGGCAUGAACGGAUACAUACUGGAAAUAAACCAUUCAGCUGUAAUGAGUGUUCAUAUACUUCUUCUAGAACAGAUCAACUCAAAGAGCAUGCUCUGAAGCAUAGGAACGAGAAACCUUUCAAAUGCUCUGAAUGUGGUAAUAAAUACGUACGUAGACGUGAUUUAGCAAAACAUCAGCGACAAAAGCACCAGGAGAUGAAUACAGACUCUACCAUCGAACGUUGUGAUCCUCUUAAGAAUCGUCAGAUAACAUUGAAAAAUGAUGCCCCCUCCGAAAAAAAGAAUUUAUUGGGUGACCUGGAGCAACCGAACAAGAAGCCAUUCCGCUGUAAUGAGUGUUCAUAUACUGCUUCUAGAGCAUAUCACCUCAAAGAACAUGCUUGGAAGCAUAAGAACGAAAAACCAUUCAAAUGUUCAGUAUGUGGUAAUAAAUACGUACGUAGAUACGAUUGUGCAAGACAUCAGCAAAACAAACAUCCGGAGAUGGAUGCAUACUCUACUAGCGAACCGUUUGAUUGGCUUAUAAAGCGUCAGGUAACGUUGAAAGAUGAUGCUACCUCUAACAAAGAGAGCCCGGAACAAACUCAUCAGCAAUCCACUGCGGAUAGUCCUUCAGAAAAACGGGUUCGACGUAAUAAACAGUCUGAAGAAAAGCCAUAUAAAUGUCCAGGGAAUCGAUAUGUCGUCAGAGACCCAUACGUUCUAAGAAACGCCAUGUAAUCUAUUACCUAAUUAACUUAUUACCUAAUUAACCUAUUACCUAAUUAACCUAUUACCUAAUUAACCUUUUACCUAAUUAACAUAUUACCUAAUUAACCUAUUACAUAAUUAACCUAUUACCUAAUUAACCUGUAUAAUGAUUAAUGUACGUGAUUAUAUGAUUUUUCAUCUGAGUAGAAGAAUACCAUAUUUAAACAUUCUUCUUCAAUCCACGCAA